AGGAAAUCUCUGACCUCAGCGGUGGCUCUUGGUGCUGGCCAGAAGCCAACUUCAUGUCUGAGUGUACGAGUAGCAGUUUGCCAUGGAGAGCUUGGGGCUGCAAACGGUGACCCUCAGUGAUGGGACGACAGCCUAUGUCCAGCAAGCUGUCAAAGGAGAGAAGCUGCUUGAAGGGCAAGUGAUCCAGCUCGAGGACGGGACCACCGCAUACAUUCACCAAGUGAUGGUGCAGAAAGAGCCUCUCUCCUUUGAGGAUGGACAGCCUAUACAGCUGGAAGAUGGCAGCAUGGCCUACAUACACCGCACACCCAAAGAGGGCUAUGACCCCAGUGCCCUGGAAGCCGUCCAGCUGGAAGACGGUUCCACCGCCUACAUUCACCACCCCGUGGCUGUGCCGCCAGACAGCGCCAUCCUGGCCGUGCAGACAGAGGUGGGCUUGGAGGACCUGGCUGCGGAGGAUGACGAGGGCUUCAGCGCAGACACGGUGGUGGCCCUGGAGCAGUAUGCCAGCAAGGUCCUGCAUGACAGCCAGGCUCCCCAUAACGGCAAAGGACAGCAGGUUGGGGACAGGGCAUUCCGCUGUGGCUACAAAGGCUGUGGGCGUCUCUACACCACUGCUCAUCAUUUAAAGGUGCAUGAAAGAGCUCAUACGGGUGACCGUCCGUACAGGUGUGAUUUCCCCAGCUGCGGAAAGGCCUUUGCUACAGGAUACGGGCUGAAGAGCCAUGUGCGCACCCACACCGGUGAAAAGCCAUAUAAGUGCCCAGAGGAGCUGUGCAGCAAGGCCUUCAAGACCUCAGGAGACCUGCAGAAGCACGUCCGGACCCACACCGGUGAACGCCCGUUCCGGUGCCCCUUCGAGGGCUGCGGCCGCUCCUUCACCACAUCUAAUAUCCGCAAGGUACACGUGCGCACCCACACAGGCGAGCGGCCCUACACCUGCCCCGAGCCCCAUUGUGGCCGCGGCUUCACCAGCGCCACCAACUACAAGAAUCACGUGCGCAUCCACACAGGGGAGAAGCCAUACGUUUGCACGGUCCCAGGCUGCGGGAAGCGCUUCACCGAGUACUCGAGCCUGUACAAGCACCACGUGGUGCACACGCACUGCAAGCCGUACACCUGCAGCGCAUGCGGCAAGACCUACCGGCAGACCUCCACUCUGGCCAUGCACAAGCGCAGCGCCCACGGCGAGCUGGAGGCCACGGAGGAGAGCGAGCAGGCCCUGUACGAGCAGCAGCAGCUCGACGCUGCCUGCGCCACCGGGGAGAGCCCGCCGCCCAAACGCCCCCGUGUUGCCUACCUCUCCGAGGUGAAGGAAGAGGGCGAUGACAUCCCAGCCCAAGUGACCAUGGUGACCGAGGAGGACGGGGCGCCCCGUGUGGCUCUGAUCACUCAGGACGGCGCCCAGCAGGUUAGCCUGUCCGCGGAAGACCUGCAGGCCCUGGGGAGUGCUAUCAGCAUGGUGACCCAGCACAGCAGCACCACCCUCACCAUACCCAGUGAGGACGAUGACCUGGCCACAUCUGGCACACAUACGGUCACCAUGGUCAGCGCUGAUGGCACCCAGACGCAGCCCGUUACAAUCAUUACCUCUGGGGCUGUGGUGGCCGACGACUCAAGUGUAGCAUCCCUUCAUCACCAACAGGUGGCACUGUUAGCCACAGCCAACGGAACACACAUUGCCGUGCAGCUGGAGGAACAGCAGACCUUAGAGGAGGCCAUCAGCGUGGCCACCGCUGCCAUGCAGCAAGGGGCUGUGACCCUGGAGGCCACAGAGGCAGAGAAUGGCUGCUGAGUCCCAGGGGGCUGGAUUCCACACCACAUUGGAGGAGGUGCCAUGCCACACAGGCGUCCCUGCCUCCAAGGGCCGGGGCUGUGGCUGACACUUGGCAGGUGGCCACAGAGGUCUCCAGGGAGAGACGGUGGCAGGAAAACAGCCUAACUGAAGGGGACGACGGGGGCCCUGCCCCAGAGGAGGGCUGCACAGCUGGACUCGGAGGAGUGUGCCAUCCUCAGGAGCUAAAGAGGACAAGCUGAUCACCAGGCUGUACUGGGGCGUCCCCUCCUCAGAAUCAGCUGGGUGCCCACUCUCCUCCCUCCAGAGAACACGCUUCCUACCUUCAGUCCACUCCCCCUCUCAGAUGGCGAUUGGGACUGCUGUGGGAGGACUGGUCCUCUGUUCUGACUGGUCACUGCCCACCAGUGGAAGGGGCCGACCGCUCUUCAGCCCAGUAGGAGCAGGGCAGAUCCAGCCCUGCUCCUCCCAGCAAUAACCACCUCCCUGGAAGCCUGCCAUGGUGCCUGGCCACUUGGCAGCAGGGUUUCCUGCCACCAUGGUCAGAACCGCUCAGGGGCCUGUGGCUGGAGAAAAGGUGCCCAGCCCCACCCACCCCCAGCCUCCCCCUCUCCUCUCUGUGGCAGAGAAGCAGUGAGUGGCCUUGUACAUACUGGGGACUGGGUUUAAUUUGUUUUUGUUUGUUUUUUUAAAUUCCAUUUUGAUAAUUUUUUUUCUUGCUCUGGUUGGUGGUGGCAAAUGGGUGAAUGAGUAUUUAAUAAAAGUUCCAAGUUUCC
Messenger RNA from Odobenus rosmarus divergens (Pacific walrus), 2571 nucleotides. It is a transcript of the gene ZNF76, whose product is annotated as zinc finger protein 76. Gene Ontology annotation, biological process: regulation of transcription by RNA polymerase II; central nervous system development. Gene Ontology annotation, cellular component: nucleus. Gene Ontology annotation, molecular function: DNA-binding transcription factor activity, RNA polymerase II-specific; RNA polymerase II cis-regulatory region sequence-specific DNA binding. Lineage: Eukaryota; Metazoa; Chordata; Mammalia; Carnivora; Odobenidae. The transcript has 13 exons. The record is from RefSeq and is a predicted model, not a curated record. The coding region runs from base 83 to 1795 and encodes 570 amino acids.